This is a messenger RNA of Phasianus colchicus (ring-necked pheasant), 3511 nucleotides long. Lineage: Eukaryota; Metazoa; Chordata; Aves; Galliformes; Phasianidae. The record is from RefSeq and is a predicted model, not a curated record.
CCGCAUCGCGCUGCCGGGUGGGGCCGGGGCUGCGGGCAUCGCCGCUGCGGCCGCAGUCGCCGUGGGGGGCCGGACCCGAAGUCCAUUCCGGUGCCGGUGGUGCGGGGGCCGCGGGCGGCGCUUCGCGGUGAGCGCGUCUCUCUUGGCCCCGGAACGGCCGCGGCACAUCGGGGCCUGCAGCGGCGCGGGGGCUCCGCUCUCCUCGUGCUGCCAGCGGGACAGCUCGGACGGGACAGGACUCCAGCCGGAGAUCCGCUGCCGUCCCUGAGCGCUCCGUCCCCGCUCCGCGCUGCGGCGUGGCUCUCCCCUCUCGCGGGUUGGGUUUGUCGUGCCCACGGUUUACGUUGUCGAGUGAAAUACCCAGGAACGUAGAAAUGUGCUUUUUCUCUCCCAGAUCUCCCAAGAAGAGCACUUCUUCUGCCCCAGUGCUCUUAUAACUGUAGGCUCUUGGUGGCCCGCGGGGCUCUGACAGUGUCAUCCAUCUGAUGAUGUAAGCAACUGGAACAAACUUUGUUUCGGUACAUUUCAGAUUCCCCUUCUAUACGGUCCAGUCCAUAGAAACUUUGAAAAUCCCUAUGACUUUCUCUGUGGUCCUCAUCUGUUCAUUGAGUCACAGAAUGGCUUGGGCUGGAAGGGACCUAAAAGAUCAUCUAGUUCCAGCACCCUGCCUUUAAUUUGUUGUCUUAUAAACAUUGAUUCUGGUGUCCACGUUCAGUUCCAUCAGUGUUUUGCACUGAAUAAAGGCCUUUCUGCCUGAUGUUUCUGAUAACCUUCAUCCUGACAGAGCUGUACUUCUGCAAGGACUGGCAGCUGAUGACUGCGCUGCUUCAGGGAGAUCCUUUCAGUUUGACAGACGCACAAGAAGUUUCCUUACUGCUUUUACUCUGUGCAUUUGCUUGCAGAAUGACUUCAGGCGUGUGACAAGAUAAGAAAACAGGCCACAAACUGCUUCCUAAGCUUAGAAAACUUGGUCUGAGGUUUAUGGACAGAGAUCAUUUGUGAUAAUGAGCUAACACUGUUUGCUGAUAUGCAGCCUUAACCUCAGUUGGUUCUCUUAGUAUUUCUAAGACCCUCUUUCACAGAAUAAUACUAAUUCAUAGGAUAAUACUGUUCUCUAUUCAAUCUGGGGAUAUUUUGAGAUAUUUGAAAAAAUAAUAAAAAUUGAUUGUUUUAAAAUUUAUUCAGGUUGCUUUCAGGGAUUCUAGAGGAAAUAGUGAAGAAGAAUGGCUUUUAAUGUCCUCAGCAGGCAGGUUGUAUCUGGUCCUCCAUUUCUUAUCUGAUUUGAGUUCGGUGGGUAUGUCUGAAUAAUUACUUGAUUGUUCUUAACAAAGGAUAUUGUGUAGGUGGGAAUUAUUUUGGAUGAGAGCAGGUAACUGCUGGGAAUAAUGCUUGAGAGUCAGACUUUUUUCAGAAUUUGACUUUUUUCAGAAUUGCCAGACCUGGAUUUCUUGGUACAGUGCAUAUCUCAAUGGUGGACACCCUCAGAUUUUUCAGGAAAUAACACUGAACAUAUGCUCCAAGGAUGUCUCUCUCUCUUAUAAUAAAAUGGGGUGGACAGGAGUAUACAAUAACCUCACUAUCAGAAGAGGACACGGUGUUGGAUCUGAAGCAAUCUCUUAAGGGCCUUACUGGAGUGUUACCAGAGCGCCAAAAAUUACUUGGACUUAAAAUGAAGGGGAAACCCGCGGAUGAUGAUGUUAAGCUUGGAGCUCUCAAGUUAAAACCAAAUACUAAAAUCAUGAUGAUGGGCACUCGUGAAGAGAGUUUGGAAGACGUCCUUGGGCCACCUCCUGAUAAUGAUGAUGUCAUCAAUGACUUUGAUAUUGAAGAGGAAGUUGUGGAAGUAGAAAACAGGGAAGAAAAUCUACUAAAAAUUUCUCGCAGAGUUAAAGAAUACAAAGUGGAAAUUCUGAAUCCUCCCAGGGAAGGAAAAAAGCUGCUGGUGCUAGAUGUUGAUUAUACACUAUUUGACCACAGAUCUUGUGCUGAAACUGGGGUAGAACUGAUGAGGCCAUACCUUCAUGAGUUCCUGACAUCUGCAUACGAGGAUUAUGAUAUUGUAAUUUGGUCUGCUACUAAUAUGAAGUGGAUUGAAGCUAAAAUGAAAGAGCUUGGUGUGAGCACUAAUGCAAACUACAAGAUAACCUUUAUGUUGGACAGUGCUGCCAUGAUAACAGUGCACACUCCUCGAAGAGGACUAAUAGAUGUGAAGCCUCUUGGUGUUAUCUGGGGAAAAUUUUCAGAAUAUUACAGCAAAAAGAAUACUAUUAUGUUUGAUGAUAUCGGCCGAAACUUCCUAAUGAAUCCACAGAAUGGACUCAAGAUAAGGCCUUUUAUGAAAGCACAUUUAAAUCGAGAUAAAGACAAGGAGCUUCUAAAGCUCACUCAGUACCUGAAAGAAAUCGCAAAAUUAGAUGACUUUUUGGAGCUGAAUCAUAAACACUGGGAAAGGUAUCUUUCAAAGAAACAAGGACAAUAACAGUAACAAAAUUGUUUAGCACUGAAUCAAAGGGAACUUAACUCAGAUCAUUGGACUUUUCCUUGCUUAUACGCUAGAGUAUAAUAGUGCUGGACACUGGAUACAAUGCCAGAACGACUGCUAUACUUGGUCUUCCAGUUGGGUGGUUGUGGGUUAUUUUUAGUUGUUUUGUUUCAUGGUGGGGUUUUUUGCUUGUUUUCUCCUAAAGAUCACAGCAAUAAGCUCAGAGUGGGAGAAACAAGUCAGUUACUUUUCCUAACAUUCGGUUCUACAGUGUCACUACAAAUAUUUUUCUCUCCUUUUCUGCUGAAGUACAACCAUAACCGUUAAAGACCAAAACCAUUCUGAAACUAGAAAAAAAAUUAGACCAAAAAAGUUGGGUAAGGAGCCAAUUUUGACAGUGUAUGAAUUGUAUAAGCCCUUUAUUCCCUCCAUCUUUAGAAACAGUCUCCCUCACCCAGUCCAGUAUUUAAAUCUAUAAAUUACAAGUUGUCUAAGUUUGGUAUGUAUUAGUAUGUCAGUGUUUAUCUGUGCAAGACAGUAAGAUGGGAAGGUACCACCUCUGUGGCCAGUUUCUCCCAAUAUGUGAACUCGUACUAUAAAGCAGUGUUUACUGGAAAACAGAAGACUGAAAACUGAGGGAGAUAAUCCCACUCCUAUCUGGUAACUGAAAAGCAGUCUGCCUGAAAAAUUCUCAUACAUCAGACAAAGGGUUUAGACCUCAGAUGGGAAAGUCACAUCCCUAACAAAGCAUGAACAAAACCCUUGUUCUCUUCUAGCUCAAUCUUGUCAAAGUGCAAACACUGUGUUUAAAUACAAUAUCCAGCCAUACUGUUCUUAAAAUAUCAUUUACUUGCGCUGCUUAUGCCUGCACUAUAGAAGUGUGAUGUGACUGCUGUUUGGCAUUACCAACACUUGUGCAUUAUGCAGUUCAUGUAUUUGAAAGAAGUCUGACCCUUUCAAAUAAAAAUGGUAUAUAUUGUUCUUAAGGAACUAUAGCAGUUGUGUAAAUAAUAAAUACCUUUUUCAUAA